ACCGGAAGCGGGAGCUGAAUGUUGCGCACUGCGCAGGCGCAGCUGCUUCAAACGAUCUUCAGUCAGUCCGAGCGGUCGAAGCUCAGCAGCGGAGAGAGAUGGAUGAGAAAGACGAAGAUCCAGAUGUAUUUGAUCCAAACAUACCGGAGGAGGGACCGUCAGCUCCCCCUCCUGGCUGGCUGGAGGACAUACAUGGAUACCAGGGCCACAAAGGAGGAGAGGAUGAUAACCCGUUGUACCCGCCUCCCCCCGCCUACAACCCCCAACCCGAACUCAACAGGAACACUUUGGUGCCCAAUGUCAGGGUCCCCACAGUAUCGGAGGAUGUGGCCAGAGAUGCUCUGAUCAAGUUUGUGGAAUCAAAAUGGAGGUACAGCUCCAAACCUGCCAGGAACCUCACCUUCAAAGAACUCAAACCCAUCACCGUGUACAGGUAUCGACUGGAGACCUACACUGAGACCAGAACCAGCGCCUGGCAGUUUGAAUCAUACAACGGUCAGCCGGUGGAUGGUCCUCAGUACGGUAUGAGUCCUCCACCCUGGGACAUCCCAGUGUCGAUGCCUCCCAGAUACACCGACAUGGUGGAGAAGAUCCGCGUGCCGCACUCGUCCUUCGUCAAGCUGUGUCACAAGUGCAACGGCUGUGGAAGAACUCGCUGUAUUCAGUGUCACGGUAGAGGAAGGAAACGUUGUUCGGACUGUUAUGGCAAGGGGUACAAAAGGCGGCACAGGACAAACCAGCGGACGUCUAGGAAGACGCCUUGUUUUUCCUGUAGCGGGAAAGGCCAUCAGAGGUGUAUCUCCUGCCACGGCAACGGCUACAAGACCUGCUCUGUUUGUCACGGCAGCCAAAACCUGCUGCAUUUCAUCCAGCUCACUGUGACAUGGAAGAACAACGUAGCUCAUUUUAUUCCAGACCGUCAGCCCGACUUCCCCGACAAGAAGUUUGAGAAGGUGACAGGAGAUCCUUUCUUCGUGGAUGAGAGUGUGCUGGUGUAUCCUAUCCAGGGUUUCCCCGAUCGGGAGAUCUGCGAUGUUACUACAAAACUGAUUAACGAACACCUUAAUCGCUUCAGUACCACCAGUCGCAUCCUGCAACAGCGUCAGACCAUCGAGCUGGUGCCGCUGACUCACGCUUAUUACUCUUACAACGGAAAAGACUUCAGCUUCUUUGUGUACGGAGUAGAGAACAAAGUCUUCACUCCUAAGUAUCCCUCCGCAUGUUCUAUUUUAUAAGUAACGUACCGUUAACACGAUCCAACGCUCGUCACCGUACGUGUGUGGUUCACGUCGGAGGGAUUCGUGGAAAUUCACAAGAAGAGCAGCAGGUGUGAGACGCUCAAUCGUCUGUUAACCAAAUAUCCAUGAAACUGUAUCUGCUGUUGAGGUGAAGCAACUCAAACACUCCUCGAAUGUAGAAAUACUUUCAAUGUUAUAAUAUUGUCUUUAGUAACAUAACACAACAACAUCAGGGGUCGUAUUCAUAAAACAUCUGAAGUCAUCACUCAGAGUCUCUAAGAGCAACUUUUAGUCAGUAAUUAAUCUCCUGCCGACAUGUCAGUGACACUGAAACCAAACAACGAAUCUACAGGAGCAGAAAGAAAGAUUUUAUUAAUUUAAACAGAUUUCACACAUGAAACUAAUUAAAUUAUCGACGUAUCCAGUAGAUGAUAUUUGGCAUCGAACAACAUCUGCAUGUUGAUAUUAUGAGAUUUUAUUUUACUGAUGACGUCUCUCUACACGACAGGUGACGCAGUGAUGACCAUGAAAUCAGCUUUAUUUAUUUAUUGCAGUUGAUGAUCAUUUAAUGUAUAGAAAUAAACACAUUAUUUUUAUCUAAGUGCUCAAUAUUAGACUGUGAGGGAUUUACACAAACAUCCCCAAACAAACAGACAAAGAAAACACAACAAGGAAACAACAACGUAUUGACCAGUUUCCCUCCUGAUCCAGCAGCAGACAGACGGGAUUAAACACCAAGUUAAACCAGGACUGUCUUGGAAAAACAACAACAUAUGUUUACAGAUUUCUGAUCAGUUAUUCAGUUUGUGUUUCACACUGAAAUUGCAUAAAAUAAAUAAAGUAAAUUAAAGCACUUAUGAAAUAUCCCUGACUCCUGGGUAUCCAGGUGUUCUGGCAGACUGGUCUUUCCCCAAAAACAUGAAUAAUUCAACCACUGAUCAAGUCUGAGACACAUCGACAGUAUUUCUUUACUUUUCCAAACGUUAACAGACUUUUUUUCUCGCUAUCAUGACAAACAAAUUGGAGUUUUGGGUUUGAUGAAUAUCUCAGACAGAUGUCAGAGAUAUUUCCAGUGAAUCAGCUGCAGAUUUCCAGUAUUACUCCAAACGUUUGUUAUUGUGUUUUUCCUAAAUGAUUGUGAGCAGCUUUAGUGACUCAUGAGUCUUCUAAUUUCUCACAGGAGCUACUUUAAGAGCUGAAAUGUCUUGUGAGUCCUACAGUUCGUACUGACAUAGCACUUAUUUAACGAGUUGUCAGGAGCUACUUUUAGCCUGAAGAUGUUUUGUGAAUACGACUCCGGCUUUUUCAAGUUUUGGUGGUAGAGAUGAAGUCGUGUCGUGUUUUUUUUAGCCAGUGUCAUUCCAGUCAAUCCAGCACGUCCAAGUCAGGAAGUGUUUGCUAUAAAAUCAAACUUAGAAGAAAAGUUUUAAAUACACAACAAACACGUGUUGAAGAGUUGUUGAGUCACACUCGACUGCCUUCAACGUUCAAGUUCUCUCAAUGUUCGUUUCAGGUUAAUAGAAACAAGGUGCUUUAAAUCACAACAGGAAGCCUUAAACAUUAAAUACUGUCACUGACAAACUAACAGGGUUUGAUGUCCGUCGCUGAUCCAGCAGGAGUUUGAUAAACGACUCAAUAUGUUAAAACUUUUCUUUUAGUGUCUUUGAAUCAAAUGUUUUUAUAUAUUCCUUCCUGAAAAAUCUGUUUUCAUAAAAAUCCAUCCAGAUGUUGGUAUCUCAGUUUACAUGUGCAGCGAUUAUUCAUUAUUUCUUCUUUUAUGAGACACAGUUUUCAGCUUUUUUAUAUAUAUAUGUUUCUGACAAUGUUUGGAGCAUUGUUUAAGGGUUUUACCACUUUAAAGUUUAUAUGUAGAAAAAAAAUUAUUAGGAAACGUCAGGAAGGAUCUGGAGACUAAACUCAGACUCUGUGUUAUUUUAAAAACCACUUUAAAGAGCAGAAAAGUAUGAAAAUCACUUUUUAUACUCUACAUACUCAGUUAUAUGUGUCAUGUAAUCCAGCCACUACCUCUGUCUGUUGCUUCAUACAGUUACUGCUAAAGUAUGUGAUGGUUUUAUAAACAUUAUUAUCUAACCUGUCAGCCUGUAUUCAGCUAAGACGUCAUAAAUAAAGUUCAUAAUAAAAUUC
Molecule: messenger RNA, 3383 nt
Organism: Thunnus maccoyii (southern bluefin tuna)
Lineage: Eukaryota; Metazoa; Chordata; Actinopteri; Scombriformes; Scombridae
Gene: ssuh2.1
Product: ssu-2 homolog, tandem duplicate 1
Exons: 12
Coding region: 99-1235 (378 amino acids)
Molecular function (GO): heat shock protein binding
Source: RefSeq, a predicted model, not a curated record